AUGACGAAGGGCGACUCAAUCACACUCAGGCAUAUUGUAGAUACAGUGUCUGCUUUAUUUGGUUCACUUCUAUCGUUGGGUUCGGAAGCAGACAUUCUGAACGCCAUAAUUAUUCAUUUAGUAUUGUCUAAAGUGGAUAACGAAACUAAAAUUUUUUAUGAUUCUCAGCAAGAUUUUGAGUCAUUGCCAUGUUGGGAAAGUUGCUACUCACUUUUGAGUCGAAGAUGUCAAUUUCUGGAUAGCAAUUCGAAAAGAUGCAAUAAUGAUAAAGUAAAUGAUACCAAAAAUAAUUCUUUUAACAGAAAAUUGACCACAUUUGUUAACACCAAAAUCAAUUGUAUGAAGUGUAAUGGAGGAGACCACAGCCUAGGAUCAUGUCCAUCGUUUGUAAAACUGACUUUUAACGACAAAUUCAAAUUCGUAAAAGAUCUUUUUGUUUGCUUAAAUUGUCUACGCAAAGGGCACGUCGUUAAAAAUUGUCAAUCCACAGCUCACUGUCGAAUAUGCAAUGGUAUGCAUCAUACGUGUUUGCAUAAAUUCAAACCCAUCGAGCAAAAUGUGAGACCAAAUUUGUCAGACAGUCCACCUGGACAACUAAAUUUUCCGCAAUCUCCAUCAAUUUCUCUAGUAUCGCGUACUAAACAACGAUCAUUGAUUCCCACAGCUGUAGUACUUAUUAAGGAUAAAUACGGUUUAUACCAACCUAUACGAGCAUUACUGGACUCUUGUUCAGAGAUAAGUUUUAUCACUGAAAAGAUGGCAAAGCAACUUCAAUUACCAUUUGAGCGAAUAAACCAGGAAGUAUCAGGCAUUGGUGAUGUUAGAACACAAAUUCGCCAUUCAAUAACUGCAACUAUAAAAUCUCGAAUAUCAAAAUUUGAAUGGUCAUCGCAAUUCGCUGUCACUAAACGUAUCUCAUUGAACCAUCCAGAGCAGUUGAUAGACACAACAUCGUGGAAUUUUCCUGAAGGCCUUGUUUUAGCUGAUCCAUUAUUUUUUAAACCACAACACAUUGACUUAUUAAUAAGUACGCAGGGAUUUUUUGAAUUAAUAUUAGAUGGGAAAAUUUCGUAA
Teleopsis dalmanni is the source of this 1074-nucleotide messenger RNA. RefSeq lists its product as uncharacterized. The transcript has a single exon. NCBI's taxonomy places the organism in Eukaryota, Metazoa, Arthropoda, Insecta, Diptera, Diopsidae. Gene Ontology annotation, molecular function: zinc ion binding; nucleic acid binding. Bases 1 to 1074 code for a protein of 357 amino acids. The record is from RefSeq and is a predicted model, not a curated record.